Messenger RNA from Drosophila elegans, 2069 nucleotides. RefSeq names its product solute carrier family 28 member 3 (gene CNT2). Gene Ontology annotation, molecular function: nucleoside:sodium symporter activity. Gene Ontology annotation, biological process: nucleoside transmembrane transport. The transcript has 8 exons. NCBI's taxonomy places the organism in Eukaryota, Metazoa, Arthropoda, Insecta, Diptera, Drosophilidae. Bases 179 to 1993 code for a protein of 604 amino acids. Gene Ontology annotation, cellular component: membrane. The record is from RefSeq and is a predicted model, not a curated record.
UUUCAACGAGCUACGAUGGCAGUUAGCCACAAAUUUUAGUUACGCUUAGCAGAUGCAUUAAUCAGUCAUUUGUAUUCGGCCAGUACGCACCGAGAGUAACGACAUUGAAAACCCGUUUCGGCCACAACAAGCCGAUAGUGCUCAUUAGAUACAAAGGGAAAACAAAUAAUACAAAAAGAUGUCAGCCGACUCACCGAAGGGAGCCAUUAACAAUGGCUACGAACUGGAUCAUAAAGAACUGGACAUACACGACUCUGAGGAAUUUAAGGAACUGCCGCUGGAAAAUAUUACAGAGGUCGCCAAAGGAAAAGGAUAUUUGGAUAAUAAUCCGAAAGUUGCGCGUGUUGUGAGGAUCUCGCUUUACAUACUGUUGCACCUCGUUGUUGUGGGUUACUUUUCAUAUGCCACCUAUCAUUAUCACGACAUUACCAAUUAUGAAUGUACCUGGGGAAGCACCAACAAGCUGUGUGGUAUUAACUUCUGCACCGGUUAUGGAAUGCUCUUGCUCCUGCUGGGAUUCAUCUAUUUGGGCCUCUUCUAUUACUACAUUUUCAAGCCAAUGGUGGGACACAACCUGUACAGAGGCUGUAUACGUCCCUGGUCCAAAAAGUGGCACAGUUUUAGCAGGACCAGAGUUGUCUCACUGGCCAGCAUUGCAUUGCUCCUGGCCCUUUUGGCCAUCUUCGUGUACUUCGAGACCCGUGACGAGCCGCAGAAGUUGGUGUCCCUGGUGGCGCCCUGCUUUUUCAUCCUGUGCGGCUACGUGUUCUCCACAAAGCGGAGCGCCAUCAAGUGGCGCGUUGUGAUCACCGGGAUCACGUGCCAGUUCCUCCUCGGCAUUUUCUGCAUUCGCUGGGAGGUGGGCCGCAAGAUCUUUGAGUGCUUGGGCAACAAGGUGGCCACGUUCCUGGGCUACGCCACCGAUGGAGCGCUCUUCGUGUUCGGCGACUACCUAGUGAAAAACAAUGUCUUCGCCUUCGCCAUCCUCCCGGUGAUCUUCUUCUUCAGCUUCUUCAUCUCCGUCCUGUACUACUUGGGUACGAUGCAGUGGAUUGUGAUCAAGCUGGGCUGGAUCCUGCAGUCGAUCCUGGGCACCACCGUCUGUGAGAGCGUCACGGCGGCGGCCAACAUCUUCCUGGGCAUGUCCGAGAGUCCUCUGCUCAUCCGGCCGUACAUCAAUAAGCUGACCAAGAGCGAAAUCCACAGCAUCAUGGUGUCCGGCUUUGCGACGGUUUCCGGAACUGUCCUGGCGGCCUAUCUGUCCUUUGGCGCCUCGGCUGCCCACUUGAUCACGUCCUCGGUGAUGGCAGCUCCAGCCACACUGGCCAUCUCCAAGCUCUACAUGCCGGAGACGGAGGAGAGUCAGACCUCAUCGGACUCGAUUGAGCUGGAAAAAUCCCAGGACUCUUCCCUGUUGGAUGCUGCGUCCAGUGGAGCCAGCAAUGCCGUGCCAAUUGUCCUUGGCAUCAUCGCCAACAUAGUGGCCUUUGUGGCCUUCGUCACCUUCCUCAACGGGAUUGUUAGCUGGUUCGGCUUCUUGGUGGGUCUGGACGACAUUGACUUCGAGUGGAUAUUCUCCAAGCUGUUCAUCCCGCUCGUCUGGGCGAUGGGCGUUCCGACAGAAGACUGCGACGUCAUUGCUAAGGUGGUGGCCACCAAGACCAUAAUCAACGAAUUUGUGGCCUACGAGCGACUGGGUCAAUAUAUCGAAAAUAACGAAAUCACCGCCCGUAGCGCUGGAAUCGCCACGUUCGCCAUCUGCGGCUUCGCCAAUCCCAGUUCCUUGGGCAUCCUCAUCGGAUCCCUCAGUGCCAUGGCGCCUCAUCGUCGCUCCACCAUCACUGCGGUGGCUUUCCGCGCCUUUGUGGUGGGCAGCAUCGUCUGCUUCGUGUCAGCCAGUUUUGCUGGCAUCCUUAUACAAGAAGAGGAUGAGCGGGUGAGCUACAACAGGAUAUUCGAGAAAUUGGGUCGGAAAAAUGCCACGGAGUUUUAGUUCCUUGCAGUUUUAGAUCGUGAUAAUUAGCUGAUCAAAUUAAGCAAAAUACACAAAUUCUUAUUUAUUAAAUAAA